ACCAUAUUUGUUUUUUAGGUAGUGCUGCAAAGACGUGUUCGAGAUUGAGUAUUAGUUCAUUAAUCUUCCAAAAACAGGACCCUGAAAUUCGUGAAGACAUGGUCGAUAUUAAUCGUUCGCAACGAGUCAGAUUUGGAAUAGUCAGUUACCCGUCUAAAUUUGAAAUGAUCGAAAACUUUUCUGGGGCUGAAUCCGAAUGUUCCAGAGAUGACUUUUUCAACAUAUUUGGAUGCCAUGGUUUCAAAGCUUUCUCUUGUAUUUUACAUUCAGAUACUGCUCUAUAUGUUUUUGAUUGUCUAGGUGCUUGAUAUUCACUUGAUCGGGUUAUGGUCAUUGGUCAAAGACCAUUUUAUGGCAUGUUUCAGAAUAUGUUUAAGUCCUACGGACGUUAGUCCGUUCAGCCAUUUUUCUUUUUUCUCUCUUUAGAGGGUCAUGAAUGAUUUAAAU
This is a messenger RNA of Sphaeroforma arctica JP610, 447 nucleotides long. RefSeq lists its product as hypothetical. The annotation marks the transcript as partial. NCBI's taxonomy places the organism in Eukaryota, Ichthyosporea, Ichthyophonida. The transcript has a single exon. The record is from RefSeq and is a predicted model, not a curated record.